Molecule: messenger RNA, 1233 nt
Organism: Populus trichocarpa (black cottonwood)
Lineage: Eukaryota; Viridiplantae; Streptophyta; Magnoliopsida; Malpighiales; Salicaceae
Product: transcription factor bHLH147
Exons: 2
Coding region: 341-1030 (229 amino acids)
Biological process (GO): regulation of DNA-templated transcription
Molecular function (GO): protein dimerization activity
Source: RefSeq, a predicted model, not a curated record
CUGUGCUCUCUUUUGAUUCCUUCCUUUAUAACCCUCUCUCCACCACCGUUUUCUCCCUCUCUCCCUAAACAGAAUCCACACCUCACCAACUCUCUCUCUCUCCCUCCCCCUCUCCCUUUUCUUCCCCUCUCAGAUUUUUCUUUCUUUCGUUAACACUGCUUCUGCUUCGAUUAUUUAUUAUACACAUCUCUCUAUCCUUGCUGUUGUUGAAACUUGAUGAUCUCUCUCUCAAAGAAACAGAACCAGAAAGGAACUGACAGAAAAACAGAGUUUUGGUAACUUUUAAUAGCAAGACAUCAUCAUCAUCAUCAUCAUAAUAAUAAUAAUCUAAGGAUUGAAGAUGGAACCAUCGUCGUCGUCAGCAGUAGCAGCAGCAAUAGUGAGUACUAACGCCAACAUCAACACGGAUCGAACAAGAAGGAAAAAGAAGAAGAAAUCAGUGUUGCAGCAACACCAAUCAAAACAGAACCAAAACUCACAGAGCCACGCCAAAUGGAAAACAGAAGCACAACAACAAGUCUACUCAUCCAAACUCAUCCAAGCCUUAAGCCAAGUCAAUCUCAACCCUUCAACUUCAUCAGCCCCGCGUCAAGGUCGAGCCGUUAGAGAAGUUGCUGAUCGGGCUUUAGCUUUCGCUGCUAAAGGUAAAACCAGGUGGAGCCGAGCCAUUUUAACUAGCCGCAUCAAACUCAAAUUUCGGAAACAACAACAUAAGAGACAGAGACUUGCGUCGUCGUCUUCUUCUUCUCCAGGAUCCACUACCGGGAGUAGCAGCCGGUCGUCGAGGAAGCAUAAAGUGAGUGUUUUGAGGUUGAAAGCGAAGGGUUUGCCGGCUGUUCAAAGGAAAGUUCGUGUUCUUGGCCGGUUAGUUCCUGGUUGCCUGAAACAACCAUUGCCUGUUAUUUUGGAAGAAGCUACAGAUUAUAUUGCUGCUUUGGAGAUGCAAGUUAAAACCAUGACUGCUAUAGCUGAGCUUCUUUCUCGCUCUACCUCCGAAGCCAGCUCUACUUCUGAGCCGAUGACCUCCUAAUGGGAUUGUGUUGCCAGAUGUCGUUUUCUGGUUUUUUCCCACAUUUUUUUUUCUUUUGACUCCUGUUAAAUACGUGUCUCUGUUUUUUUUUUCUUUAAGAAAAAAGGUAUUCUAUUUUCUCUGUUAUGAAUCCUAGAAAAACUGUUAAUUAAUUAAUUAAUUAAUUAAUAAUAAAGUUGUUAAUUAAAAUCCUUCCUUAAUAA